Molecule: messenger RNA, 2212 nt
Organism: Scomber scombrus (Atlantic mackerel)
Lineage: Eukaryota; Metazoa; Chordata; Actinopteri; Scombriformes; Scombridae
Gene: rgs18
Product: regulator of G protein signaling 18
Exons: 5
Coding region: 62-772 (236 amino acids)
Source: RefSeq, a predicted model, not a curated record
ACAUUUUUCAGAGAGCUAUUUGUGGCCUGCCGCUUCACACGACAGAUAGAGACAGAACAGCAUGGAAACGCUUCUUUUUCUAUUUCCUCAAUUCAACUACAUGGCCCCAAAGGAGGAAGCAUAUUUCAAAAUGCUUGGUCCAGAAGACUUGCAGGCACCAAAGAUGAAGAACGAUACUAGCAGACAGAAAGACAAGGAGAGGAAGAGCCGACUAAGCCUUUUUCUCACCAAGUCUGGCUCUCAUGAAAACGUCAGUUCCCAUAAAAAGACAAAUACGACAUCCAGCAACAUCUCACCAGAGGCAGCUUUGCAGUGGAGCGACUCCUUUGAAGAACUGCUAAAGAACUCAGAUGGGGUGGAAACCUUCUCUCAGUUCCUCAGGACAGAGUUCAGCGAGGAAAACAUCGAAUUCUGGUUGGCCUGUGAAGAAUACAAGGCCAUUGAUUCUGAGACGAAGCUGCUGUCCAAAGCCAAAUAUAUUUAUACAGUUUUUAUUGAAUCGGAUGCCCCUAAAGAGGUCAACAUUGACUAUAACACCAAGACGGCCAUCCAAAAGAACAUGGCGCAGCCUACAAAGAGCUGUUUCGAAGCAGCCCAGAUGAAAGUCUACAGCCUGAUGAAAAAGGACUCCUACCCCAGGUUCCUGCAUUCUGACAUUUAUCUGCGCCUCACCAGGAGGAAAGGCCCAGGAGCCACCAUGUUUCGCAGAAGGUCACGCUCCUGUGUAUUCAACGAGAGAGGCGAGCCCACAACUGAACCUUCGGCCUGGUAGUUAACAGUAGUAGCAUUUCAGACGUAGCACAGUCAUUAUAUAGAAUGACAGGAUUUAUUAUGUAGUAGAUAGUUCAUGGUGAGCACAGUUGUUAAAAAGUAAUGUGCUGCAGAGGCUAAUUAUCUAAAGGUUUGCUUCUGCAGAAUUAGUUGUUUUUUUUAUAACCACAGGGUUCAGAGUGGAUGACCCCGAUUAUAUUGUACAUGGCAACCUGCCAGAGAUCAAAAUUUAAUAUAUUUUCAAAUUUUUUUUAAUUUUGGGAUUACUUGCCAAGAGAGAAAAGAUUGAUGCCUCUCUCAGAUCUUUAGCCUACCCUCAAUAUGAAGCCACAGGCAGCAUCUUGUUAGCUUAGCUUAGCAUAAAGACUGGAAACAGGGGAAACAGUUAGCCUGGCUCAGAAGAAAUAGAAGAAGAAAUAGUCAAGCACCUAACCCCUCGUAAAAACACAACUUGCUGCUUUUACACUUCCGUUUUUUGCACAGAUCAGACCAGAUAUAACAUGUUAUAUGUGCUAGUCUUUAUGCUAAGCUCAGCUAACUGGCUGUUGGUAGUAGCUUUAUAUUUACUGUUAAAACGUCAAUCUUCUCAUCUAAUCCUGAGCAAGAAAGCAAAAAAGGAAAAACGUCAAAUCUUUCUUUCAAUUAUCAUACUACACAGCUGGAAAACUGCUGAAACUAUUCACCUUUGGGAUACAAGUACACAAUUUACAAAGGUUAUCAGACCACUACAUCAAAGCCAUGUGGCUAGUGAAAAAUAAUGGUAACCCUGUGGCCAAUCAGAAAUGAGUACUCUCUGUGGCCAUUAAACCAGACUAUUCUGCAGCAGUUGGAACGAUAUUUUUCCUCUUUCUCUGAGCUUGUGGAUUCAACCUUUAUUGAUGAUUUUGUUCUUAAAUUUUUUAAAGACUUGAAUGACAAUGGGAUGGGUGGAGACAGUAUCUCAGCUGAAGUGCCUACACGCUACUGACAAUAUCCAGCCAGCUGAACAACCAACCACUCUGAAGUGACUUUAAACAUGUUAUAUUUCCGUUGCUUUGUCAUCUAAUCUAGCAAUAGCACCUUAUACAACAUUAAUACAGUUGUUACGGCUUACAAGCUUAUUUGACCAUAUAUCAUUAAAAUGGAGUCAUGAUUUUAUCCCUCACACUGUCCAAUCCCCUCCAGACUAACUUGCAGUGAAAGCCUGCAGCCAUGGUGACUGCAAAGCACUGAAACUUUUUAAUGAGGGAUAUAGAUCCCUCAUUUUUGUUAUCAGUUCAAAUGUAUCCCAUUUUCAGACACAGAAAAUGCAUAUAUCUUCUUUGAAUACUAACAUACAUUCCAUUAAUAGUGAUUGCUGUUUCAGUUUGCUACCACAUAAUAUAAUUUAUGUCUUAUUAUGAUCAUAUUUCUGCCUUGCUGUUGUAAAAUGUACAUAUUUUAAAAUUGUGGAAUAAUUCAA